GAACAAGUUCAGGACAAACAACAUAUUAAUCCUUUUUAUAUCAUGUAACAGGGGAUGAUCUUUCCUUGGCCCAAUUUAAAAUCCCCUACAAACCCUUCUUCCUUCGCACAACAAAUUUUCGACUCAUUGGUUUCAGUUCAGCUGCUCCGUAUUAUAUAGUCAACUACUAUGGCAACCAGAAUGGCUGUUAGAUACGUUUCUCGUAGGUUCUCGAGUGGGAGUGGGAAGAUACUCAGUGAGGAAGAAAAGGCUGCUGAAAAUAUUUACAUCCAGAAAACUGAGCGAGAGAAAUUGGAGAAACUUGCACGCAAGGGACCCAAGCCAGAGGAGAAACCGGAUGCUGGUUCAGGGGGUGCUGCGACCGAUGGUAGCACUACCUCUACAUCGGGAACAUCUGCUGAGAAAGUAUCAACCGAUAAGUACCGAAACUACGGGGUUCUCGCUGGUGUUGCAACCCUUGGUGCUGCUGUGGGAUGGUAUCUCAACUCUAAAGACAAGAAGCAAGAGGCCUGAAAUGGGGGUUAAUGCGAUUGGAUUCUCUAGGUGGAACAUGGCAUGAAUGGUUUACCCCAAUGCCCUGUUCGUGUGCAAAGUAACUGAAAAAUAAAACAAACUUUGUAAAGCAGCUUAUCAUGUUUUCUGAUAACGUCUGUGUUUGAAUCAGUAGUGUUCUUAUGUACCUCGAUGCCAAUCAUGGUUUUCUGCAUUGUCUUUUAAAGAAUCUUUGAUGCCAACUGAUGUUUUUUUCUUUUCUAAAUAAAGGUGUUUGAGACUUCAUACCAUCAAAAAA
Messenger RNA from Gossypium arboreum, 790 nucleotides. RefSeq lists its product as uncharacterized. The record is from RefSeq and is a predicted model, not a curated record. The coding region runs from base 169 to 513 and encodes 114 amino acids. Lineage: Eukaryota; Viridiplantae; Streptophyta; Magnoliopsida; Malvales; Malvaceae. The transcript is spliced from 4 exons.